AUGGCUCUCUGCCAGAACCCUGGUGACUGCUCUUUUGAUGAAUUUCCCCAAAACGCUACAAAACUUUCUCGUACUGAUGCUCUUACUCUGUGUACCCCUCAAACCGCUUCAACUGAUGACUUUGACCCUCCUUCUAAGCGGAUAAAGAUUACUGGACCCUCUGAUAUUGGAACUCCGCUCAUGACUAGUACACCCAUCAAAAACUCUGAAUCAACUCUUCGAAAAUUAUCAAAUCAAUAUGGUGCCGGUCGUCCCCGGAAAGAAUCCGAUAAUCCAUUCACCUACAUCAGUCCAAAUCACUUUCCCACCCCCAAGGAACUACGUUUUUUCACCAAAAGUGUCAGGAUGUCGAAGGAAAAUAAACUCACGAGGAAGAAUGCGGCUUUUUAUGCUCUGGAUACUAUUCGGAUCAAAUUCAAUGCUUUGGACGACAUCAAAAAUCCUGCUCUUCUGCACAAACACGUGGCCAAAUGCAUCGAUAUCUUCAUCAGAAAGCAGAUUCAUGCGGCUGGAGGAGACCUUGAAACCACUCCAUAUUGGCUUCAGAUACAACAUGAGGGUUUCCGCGAAGAGGCUGGGUUUUUCAUUUCACAUAAGACCCAUUCUGCUGUAGGUGGUGGAGAAAUCAUCAACACAUUAGCCCGCCAAAUGCAGAGCAACAAAAAUCUUGGACUCGAUGGAUCGUUUAGUGUGGCCAUGAAUGUGUUCAAGGAUGGAGCCCAAAGAAAGCUAGUGGGUAGAGGUGUUGAGAAAAAAGGUACUCGAUCUACGGAGAAAAUGAGGGAAACGAUCCUACUACAUCACUUUGGAGAGAAACGUACACGUGUAUCAGGUGACAGUCAUUGUAUGGUGAAGGCUCUAUGUCUUGGAAAACUCGUCUCCGAUUCAUCUAACCCAAGAACCAGAAAGAUUACUCCGAAACUUUUCGAGCGAAAGAACAACUAA
Messenger RNA from Caenorhabditis remanei, 945 nucleotides. RefSeq lists its product as uncharacterized. The coding region runs from base 1 to 945 and encodes 314 amino acids. The record is from RefSeq and is a predicted model, not a curated record. NCBI's taxonomy places the organism in Eukaryota, Metazoa, Nematoda, Chromadorea, Rhabditida, Rhabditidae. The transcript is spliced from 4 exons.